Messenger RNA from Aegilops tauschii subsp. strangulata, 421 nucleotides. NCBI's taxonomy places the organism in Eukaryota, Viridiplantae, Streptophyta, Magnoliopsida, Poales, Poaceae. The record is from RefSeq and is a predicted model, not a curated record.
AUGUCCGCUCCUCCUCCGGACAGAUCAGCGCCGCCGCCCGCAGCCAGUGGCCGCCCGCCACGUGGCGCUCCGCCGCCCGCCGCCGCCGCGGCCUGCGGAGCCCAGGGAGGGCUCGCGCGAGCCCGCGCCCCCACCGCGGUCUGCCUCCUCACCUCUCUGCCCGCGCCCCUCGCCGUCCUCCGGCCACAGCCCGGUCGCCGCCCCGCCCGGAGCUCGCCCCUCGCGGUGGCCCCGCGCCAUGGAUCCAAGCCGCCACCGCCGCCCUUGGAGCUCACCGUCGCCGGAUCUACAGCACCGUCGCCGGAAACGAAUGGAUCGGGCGAAUCCUCUCCGGAUCCGCGCUUCCCGGCGCCUCUACGGCCUUCCCUCGCCGGCCCCGCUUCGCCGGAGUACCACGCCGCCGCGCCAUGGCCUCCUGCUC